CGUGCGAAGUGCAUGCAGAAUAAAAAAUAAAAAAUGAAAAGACACAAGAUCGGUGAAUUUCCACGAAACGCCAGCCGUACCCCCCACGAUGAACGUCGCUACCAGCACGCGCAGCACCGGUACCGUCUACACAAAGGAUUGCUCGAUGGAUUGGUCGAUGCGGAAUUUCUGGAAUCGCCGGUGCGAACAGAUGUCGCCGGGAGUGACAAUGGAAACCGGGAGCGCGAUGGGAGUUGGGGACAAACGGGAAUGGGAGUGGGAGGAAAGGCGUAGAAUUUUGGGUUAGUAUCGUGCAGAAAAAUUGUGAAAAUUUUGGUAUAUAAAGGCGGCUCAAGCUGGAGCCAAAUCAGAUUCGAACGAUAAGCCAAAGUGUUAAGAGCUUCAUUUCAUAACAUCCGAAAUAAUCCGAAUCUCAAGGAACGAUCCCCCUUUCUGUUGCAUAGACUCCCGAGGCAGCGAGGAGCACUAGCUGAAAGGCUUGGAGAAUUCCCCGUUGUAGCCGUAGGAGCCGGAACCUUCGCCCGGCGGAGCCCCUCGGCCGCAACAUUGGUGGCUCCAGAGAGGAGAGCCUCACCGUAAGAUAGUGUCGUCGCGUCGUUGCUAGACCGGAGUGGACGAGCCGUGUAGCUACCGUGCUCCGUGUUACCAAGUGCGCCGUGGUCCCGAGUGUCCAGCCGCACCGGAAGGGUCGAGCCCAGAGUGUGCUUCUGGAACCGAAGUGUCCAGCCCAUCCGUGACGUCGUCACAUCAUCAUCAUUGGACCGGAUUGGAAUAAAAAGCUAAGUCCGUGCUUCUGGCCAGAGUGUCCAGCCAUCCGCGUCAUUGAAGUGCGCCGUGGUCCCGAGUGUCCAGCCGCAUCAAUUUAUGUUAUUUGUCAUACGUCCUUCUGUCAUUGGACCGGAUUGGAAAAAAAAGCUAAGUCCGUGCUUCUGGCCAGAGUGUCCAGCCAUCCGCGUCGUUAAAGUGCGCCGUGGUCCCGAGUGUCCAGCCGCAUCAAUUUAUGUUGUUUUGUCAUACGACUGUCAGUCGUAGAAUUGUCGUAAAAAUGGCUAACAAGAAGAGCAAUUACUUUGUUGAGAACAAAAACGGUGCAUGUCGCCUAUGUACCGAACCAAACGGUGAUAGUCCGUUUGUUAAGUGUGAAGAAUGCGAUCGAUAUUUUCACCUGGCCUGCGCCAAAUUAUCGGCGGUACCAACCGCAGAAGAAGAAUGGUUGUGCAUAAAAUGCCAAGAUAUCAAAAUCCAAUACCAACAAGAAGAAAAGAAAAGCACACCAGAUCAAGCCAUACUAGAACUCGCCAUGGUAUUACAGAACAAUAGUUUGGAAGCCAGCCGCCAUAUCAAGAAAACCACAUUAGUAAACCUUCCAGAAUUUGAUGGGAAACCACAAGACUGGCCACAUUUCAAAAAGACAUUUGAAGACACAACAAUUGAAGCAGGUUUUAGCAAGCUAGAAAACUUGAAUCGUUUGCAACGAUUUGUUAAGGGAGAAGCCGAAAAAGCAGUGCGUGCCUUACUCUUGGAUCCGCAGAACGUUCCGGCCAUCAUGGCUCGUUUAGAAGAACAAUUUGGAAGAGCGGACCAAGUAUACAAAGAGCUAUUGAAAGAUGUGGUGAAAAUAAAGGUCGAAGGACAAAUGAAAAUAAUGGAGCUUUCUGACGCUCUUGAUAACCUAGUUACAAAUAUAAAGAUUUUAGGAAAAAGAUCUUAUUUGAAUGAUCCUCGACUCAUCGAUGAAUUGUUGGCAAAACUUUCGAUCGAUAAACAACUGAAUUGGGCACAGCACAAAGCCAGUCUAGAGGCAGCUAAUUCCGAAGUAACGCUUGACCAGUUCAACGAUUGGAUGCACCAAAUAUCGAAGGCAUUGCGAAGUCUGCCAAAAAGAACAGAGCGACCACAGAACAAGGUAAAUGUUCACAAAUAUCACAAUCGCAAACCACCAGGAAAUUCCCAGCAAAUGAACAUUGCUCAAAACUUGCACACAGUUUGUCGCUUGUGCAAAGGACAACAUACGUUGCCAGAGUGUGAAAACUUUUUACAGAAAAACAUUAGUGACCGAAUUGCAUUCACCACACAACACCAUCUGUGUUUCACAUGUCUCCUCUCCAGCGAGCAUGUCCAAAGAAACUGCCCAUUGUCCAAAGUAUGUAGUGUGCAGGGAUGUAUUCGGCGGCAUCAUCCUCUGUUACAUGAAGUGCCCCAGCCAAUAUAUUAUCACUAUAACGACGUACGUGUCUACUACCAGAUCGUUCCGAUAACCGUACGCAAUGGGUCAGUGGCUAUGAAAACGUUUGCUUUCUUGGACGCUGGAUCGUCACUAACACUGAUGGAGGAAGAUUUGGCAAACAAGUUAGGUUUACAAGGCCGGCAAGAUCCAUUAACAAUGACGUGGACCCAAAAUCUAACGGUAGAACAAGACACCAGUCGUCGAGUGCAACUUACGAUUGUAAAUGAUCAAGGAAAAGAAUUCCUAUUGAAAGAGGUGCGAACCGUUAAAAAUCUACAACUACCACAACAAACAAUAGACACCAAUAGAUUACUUGCUCUUUACCCACACCUGAAAGGCAUUAAAAUAGAAUCGUUUACAAACGCUUACCCUACCAUCCUCAUCGGCUUAAGUCACAGCCACCUUAUCAUGCCAUUAGACCGCAGAAUGGGCCGUCCAGAAGAACCGAUGGCUAUCAAAACAAAACUCGGAUGGAUAAUAUUCGGAAAUGAGUACACACAACUGGCAACAAGAUCGGAUCAUUUCAUGGUACACAAAAACGAGGAAAUAAUGAAUAGAAUGAUCCAACAAUACUUCAGUACGGAAGACUUUGGAGUGAAAGUGACAAAACCUCUUGUGCCCAAAGAGAUAGAGCAAGCGAAUAAAAUUCUAGAAAAGACACUAGAGAAAAAGGAUGGAUAUUAUCAAGUGGGACUGUUGUGGAAACCAGAAGUGGCACACUUCCCAAAUAGCUAUCCAAACGCACUGAAACGCCUAGUAAGUUUGGAAAAGCAGUUGAAUAAGAAUAGAGAGCUGCAAGUUUGGGCAAAGAACACAUUUGCAGAUUACAUACAGAAGGGUUAUCUGAGAAAGUUGACGCCAAGCCAGGUUGCUAUUGCAACACCAAAAACUUUCUAUCUACCGCAUUUCGUUGUAGUCAACCGAAACAAACCGAUACCGAAACCACGAUUGGUGUUUGACGCGGCUGCUGAAGUCAAUCACAUUUCGCUGAACUCCCAAUUACUAUCUGGCCCUGACGAAAUGGCUUCACUUUUCGGUGUCUUGCUACGUUUUCGAGAAGGCAACAUCUGCGUCACAGGGGACAUCCAAGAGAUGUUCCACCGAGUAAGAAUACGGGAAGAAGAUCAGGACUCUCAGCGUAUUCUGUGGCGAGAUUGUGAAAACCGGUGUCCCGAUGUGUACGUCAUGCAAGUCAUGACAUUUGGCGCGACUUGUUCGCCUGCAUGCGCACAAGUAGUAAAGAAUACCAACGCAGCUGCCCACGCCGAAACACACCCUCUGGCAGUAGACCCAAUAGUUCGGCAACAUUAUGUUGACGACUAUCUCGAUAGUUUUUUCACAAUGGAAGAUGCAAUUGAAACAGUGAGACAAGUAAUUGAGGUACACAAAGCUGCUGAUUUUCACAUAAGAAAUUUUACCUCAAACCGGGGGGAGUUACUGAAAACAAUUCCUCAAGAUCGUGUACAACAAAAAACAACUUCAGUACAAAUCGAAGAAAAGGGCCAAGACUACGAGAAGAUACUUGGUGUUCAUUGGAACUCAACGAUCGAUCAUUUUGGGUUUCAAGUCAAAAUGAACAAAGUAACAAAAGACAGGCCAACAAUGAGAGAAGUUCUUAGUUUUGUCAUGAGUGUUUACGAUCCGCUGGGCUUAAUAAGCCACGUAACAAUAGCUGGCAGAAUUUUAAUGAGAGAACUUCAUGUUAUAACGAAGGAUUGGGACUCCACCAUUCCAGAUGAAUUACAAGAGAAAUGGGAAGAAUGUCUACGCGUAGUAAAGAGUGCCGAAAACAUACGAAUCGAGGCAAUGCUUAAUUCCCGGCCCUUAACACACAUACCGCUGGAAAAUGAAGAAGACGAAAUACUCACACCAUUUCAUUUUCUUAUUGGACGAAAUGGCAGCCAUAUACCACCAGUAGUGAACGAAACCUCGGCAGCAAACAGGCAACAGUACAAACUCACACAGCAUUACUCAAAGAUAUUCUGGGACCGUUGGAAAAAAGAAUAUCUUCCAACACUAAUACGCCGAAAUAAGUGGACUAACCACGUAGAACCCAUAAAGGUGGGAGACAUAGUCGUGCUGUUUGAUGACAACGCACCUCCGGGAAAGUGGAUCAAAGGAAGAAUUAUGAAAGCGAAUAUGGCCCCGGAUGGGCAAGUACGAUCAGUGGAAGUAAAAGUGGGAGAAAACAUAUUAAAACGGCCAGCUGUCCGAGUUGCCGUAUUAAAUAUAGAGCAAAAAGAACAUUUGCUUCUCCACACAACAUCUCAGCAACACCAGGGCACACAUCGAAUCAGACCGCUUCAGCCUAACAACGACAACAAUGAAACGAAGCCUCCUCGCAAGAAGACAAAGAUCGCCCCAUGUCAUUGGGCAAAACAGUUGUUGGAAAAUAACCCACCAAGCACUUCGACCAACUAAGCAAGAAGCGUAAUCCCCACCUGUGAAUUACGUGGGGGAGAAUGUUGCGUGCGAAGUGCAUGCAGAAUAAAAAAUAAAAAAUGAAAAGACACAAGAUCGGUGAAUUUCCACGAAACGCCAGCCGUACCCCCCACGAUGAACGUCGCUACCAGCACGCGCAGCACCGGUACCGUCUACACAAAGGAUUGCUCGAUGGAUUGGUCGAUGCGGAAUUUCUGGAAUCGCCGGUGCGAACAGAUGUCGCCGGGAGUGACAAUGGAAACCGGGAGCGCGAUGGGAGUUGGGGACAAACGGGAAUGGGAGUGGGAGGAAAGGCGUAGAAUUUUGGGUUAGUAUCGUGCAGAAAAAUUGUGAAAAUUUUGGUAUAUAAAGGCGGCUCAAGCUGGAGCCAAAUCAGAUUCGAACGAUAAGCCAAAGUGUUAAGAGCUUCAUUUCAUAACAUCCGAAAUAAUCCGAAUCUCAAGGAACGAUCCCCCUUUCUGUUGCAUAGACUCCCGAGGCAGCGAGGAGCACUAGCUGAAAGGCUUGGAGAAUUCCCCGUUGUAGCCGUAGGAGCCGGAACCUUCGCCCGGCGGAGCCCCUCGGCCGCAACACUCCGUUUGCUACUAAAACGCGACGAAUGAUUGAGUCAAUCUAUUUUUUUAAAUUUCCACAAAGAACUC
This is a messenger RNA of Anopheles merus, 5310 nucleotides long. RefSeq lists its product as uncharacterized. The coding region runs from base 1001 to 4648 and encodes 1215 amino acids. The transcript has 2 exons. The record is from RefSeq and is a predicted model, not a curated record. Lineage: Eukaryota; Metazoa; Arthropoda; Insecta; Diptera; Culicidae.